UUGACGUGUUCAGUAUUGUUGAGAUUAUCUUUUAGUCGCGCAAAACCAAACGCCUCGUUUGAACCUUUUCGCCAAGCUGCCAGCGAUUACGGCGCAGCCAGGAAAGACAAGUGUUUUGAUGGCAGUCACGCCCUAUCCUCCCCAGCAUCCCGGACAAACUCACGCUUCCUACUGAAAUCGAGUAACGAGCUCUCUUGAAAGCUUCAAGCGCUGCUCGCACAAACUGUUCACGCACAUUUCGACCCAAGCAUUCGCAAAUCUCCAAAAUCGAUCUUGCCAGUCGCCAAAAGCGUGGUCAACGUCUUCUCGAGUCGAGUUGGCGGAUUCCUCACUUCGCAAAAAGCCGUUCUUAGCCAAGCUAACGCGUUGGUCUCAUUAGUGGGACAGACGGUAUGUUUACUUUUCAGCGCGGUAGGGCAAAUCGUCUCGAGAUUGUAGCUCGAGUUUUCUAUACAGGCAAAUCUUCCCAGUCGCUCUUGCCAGUCGUCACAGCAACAACUCAGUUCAGCAGCCCGUUUGUCAGGGCACUCACGCUGUUCACUUGGCAAAACACCACCCAGCGAGCAAGCACCCUACCAGUUCAACAAUUGUCUAUCUUCCAUGCAAGCUGUCCCCGUCGGAUCUUCGCGCCUGGCACCGCUUCUGCAGGCGGCUUCGAUGCCGUCCGAGCCGUACUCGGCACCGCACACGAUCCGCACCAUUCGGCUGCCGUCGUUGGCACCCCGCCUGCCUACACUGCCCAGCCUCAUGAGUACUCUUGCGGCUCAGGGCAGCUACGCCUCGUCGGCCACCUCGUCGCCUACGCGCGCGUCUUCGUCGAUCUCGUUCCUGCUGAACCCGCCUGCUGGCCAAGCUGGGGGCGCCCAGAACCUCCUCAACCAGCAGCACUUGUACGUGCCCGCUGCCCCGACGGCGCCGUCCACUAUCCUGUACCACCCGUACGCGAACUCUGCGUCAUCGCUGCCAAUGACCACGAGCCUGAUCCAGCCGCAAGAAGUCAAGCCGCAGCCCAAGAAGAAGCGCAAGACGCGCAUCUGCAAAUCGGAGGGCUGCGAGAAGUACGUGGUGGAUCGGGGCCUGUGCAUCCGUCACGGAGGUGGCAAGCGCUGCUCCGUGGAAGGUUGCAACUGCCGCGCGCAGAACCGCGGGCUGUGCUGGAAGCACGGCGGCUACACGCGCUGCACGGUGGAGGGCUGCACGAAGCGUGCCAAGUCGCGCGGCAUCUGCUGGUCGCACGGCGGCGGCACUCGUUGCAAACACGGCGGGUGCUCAAAGAUCGCUGUGUCGCAUGGCCUGUGCUGGGCGCACGGCGGUGGUAAGCGCUGCCUAGUGGAGACAUGCCAGAAGCCGGCGUACGAGCGGAACGGCAACUUGUGCGCCGAGCAUUGCGCGCAGCGGACUCAGCAGCAGGCUGCUGCACUCGCUCCUGUGGCCAAUUAA
Messenger RNA from Phytophthora infestans T30-4, 1440 nucleotides. RefSeq lists its product as uncharacterized. NCBI's taxonomy places the organism in Eukaryota, Oomycota, Peronosporomycetes, Peronosporales, Peronosporaceae. The coding region runs from base 601 to 1440 and encodes 279 amino acids. The record is from RefSeq and is a predicted model, not a curated record. The transcript has a single exon.